Carya illinoinensis is the source of this 1750-nucleotide messenger RNA. RefSeq names its product 1-acyl-sn-glycerol-3-phosphate acyltransferase BAT2, chloroplastic-like. Gene Ontology annotation, biological process: phosphatidic acid biosynthetic process. Bases 317 to 1399 code for a protein of 360 amino acids. Gene Ontology annotation, molecular function: 1-acylglycerol-3-phosphate O-acyltransferase activity. The record is from RefSeq and is a predicted model, not a curated record. NCBI's taxonomy places the organism in Eukaryota, Viridiplantae, Streptophyta, Magnoliopsida, Fagales, Juglandaceae. Gene Ontology annotation, cellular component: membrane. The transcript has 8 exons.
AAAAAUUUCUAAGCAAGAGUGUAGAGUUCAACGUUGUAAUUUGAAGACAGGAGUGCGAUGUAAUUUGAAGAUGAAAAAUGUCAAACCCAGCGACCUGUUUAUCAGUCUUACGUCGUUUGAGUUGGAGAAGACAAUUAUGAUUAUUGUUGGGGCUUGAAAAAUUUAGUCAACCUUAAUCUUUGUUUCUGUGUAUGCCUUUCCUUCAAGAUAAGAGCUGAGAUGAAAUUCGCAGAAUCGCAACCCAAUUAACCGUAACCUUUUUAGUGCUGCGUCGUUUUCCUGAAGCGCGUGCGCCCAAGAGGGAGAUUUCUCAUCUAUGGAAGUCGUUUCCUUCUCAGCACGUACUAUAAUUCAUCGUUUCGGUUAUAAGGAAUCGGGGUUUGUUGCCGCAGCCUCUUUGUUUCCGCAGACGCACACUUAUAAAGGACUGUAUACUGCAUGCUCUCCAAAUAGACAGGCGAUUUUGAGAAAUUAUACUGACUCUGCUCAAAGUAGCUAUUUAUGCCUUCCAAGGAAGCAUGUUGUUGCAUCGUGGCACGAUUUUGAGAAAAAAGAGGAGUUAAAUAGACCUCAUUCUGGGAAUAUAUUGCAUAAUAGAAAUAGAUUGUCUGGAUGCGUGGUUGUAAGAUCUCAACUCACUGGAACUGGAAACUCUGAUGCUGGGUACCCAUUGUCAGACCUUAAGUUGGGCUCAAAAGUUAGAGGAAUAUGCUUUUAUGCUGUCACUGCUUUCAACGCCAUCUUUCUGUUUGUGCUGAUGCUGUUGGCUCAUCCAUUUGUUCUCUUGUUUGACCGGCACCGAAGAAGAUUUCAUCAUUUCAUUGCCAAAACUUGGGCCACUUUAACUGUCGCUCCAUUUGUUAAAAUCAAGUAUGAGGGAUUGGAGAAUCUGCCACCUCCCAAUAUUCCUGCAGUAUAUGUUUCCAACCACCAGAGCUUCCUCGACAUCUAUACUCUUCUCACCAUUGGAGGAAGCUUUAAGUUCAUCAGCAAGACUUCAAUAUUCCUCUAUCCCAUUAUUGGGUGGGCCAUGUUUCUGAUGGGUGCUAUCCCUCUGAAGCGCAUGGACAGUAGAAGCCAGUUGGAGUGUCUUAAGCGAUGCAUGAAUCUUACAGCGAAAGGGGCCUCUGUGUUUUUCUUCCCCGAGGGAACACGGAGUAAAGAUGGAAAAUUAGGUGCUUUCAAGAAAGGUGCGUUCAGUGUUGCAGCCAAAACCAAGGUGCCAGUGGUACCUAUUACACUUAAGGGAACUGGGAAAAUCAUGCCUCCAGGAAUGGAAAGUAUCUUGAAUUUAGGUUGUGUUGAAGUUGUUAUUCAUAAACCUAUAGAAGGAAGUGAUCCAGAAGUACUAUGCAAUGAGGCUAGAAAAACAAUUUCAGAUGAGCUUAAUCGCCAAUGACGGGAUAUCAACUGCAGCAAGUUCUGUUUGAUUUCAAUUGCCAAUUACUUAAACUGAAACCUGGAGAAACGGGAAGAUUAAUGCCAAAACACUGUCAUCUUACUGAGUUGGAACUGAUUGUGCCUGUAAUAGUUCCUAGCUGUGCCUGUUAGUUCAAGCAUUUUGAGAUUGCUUUCAGAGCGGUCUGAUACAUAUAUGGAGCUCAUAACGGGUGGCUUUUUUCUGCUGUAUCAAUUCAAGCAUUUUGAGGUGGUUUUCAGAGAUUUCAGAUACAAUUUAUUGAGUUUGUAACAGCUUUUAUGUUGGGAAUGAUCAUUCAAAAGAAAUGCAGAUACAUGUAAAUUUGGAAUU